Molecule: messenger RNA, 1617 nt
Organism: Rotaria sordida
Lineage: Eukaryota; Metazoa; Rotifera; Eurotatoria; Philodinida; Philodinidae
Source: the annotation of a GenBank genome assembly
AUGACAUAUUCAUGUGUUCAAUUGAAUGAUUUAUCCGAUGAAAUUCUUUUGAUUAUUUUGAAAAUAUUGAACAAUGUCGAAGUACUUUCCUCUUUAUUCAAUGUCAAUAAGCGAUUAAAUAGAAUUGUACAUGAUUCAAUAUUUACUAGUGAUUUAACUUUAUUAAAAUAUUUGUCGGAUGAUUCUACUUAUUCAUUACCUGAUCCACUACUAGAUCGAUUUUGUUCGGAAAUCUUACCCUCGAUUGAUCAUAAAAUAAAAUGGUUUACUCUUGAAUCAUUAUCUAUGAAACGUAUUCUUCUUUCUACAAAUUAUCCUAAUCUCAAUGGACUUGGUAUAUAUAAUAUUAAAAUGAAAGCUGCUUUAUCUCUCUUUACUGAUGCGAUUACUUUUACUGAUCUAUUCAAAAAUCAAAUUUUAUCAUUUGUGAUUGAAAUUAUUGACAAAAAUUGUUACGAACCAAAUAUGAAUAUAAUUAUAUUUACAAAUAUCUUUAAAAAUUUUCCCAAUUUAAAAUAUUUAAAUUUUAAUCCAUCUUUUAUUUGUGAUCAAUAUAUAUCAUUCAAUUGGUCAUCUCCAACCAUUUUCUCUUCGACUUUGCUAACAUUGCAUGUCAAGGUAUCGUCUGUUAUCGAUUGUCUUCAUUUACUUGAUGGUCGAUUUAAUCAACUUCAUACAUUCUAUGUUCAUACAGGAUCAGCGUAUUCUCGUCAACAAUCCUUACAAAUCAAUAAUAAAGAAAAAUUACCAAAUUUAAAAUGUUUUUCAUUAUCUUCUGCCGAGCAAUUAGAUUUGUACGAUGAAAUAAUCAUACCACUUUUACAUCGAAUGUCAAAUUUAGAAAUACUCAUGUUCUAUUUUCCAGUCUCCAAGAGAAAAACAUUUAUCGAUGGAAAUCAUUUCAAGGACAUUGUCAAUCAUAUGCCACAAUUAAACAAAUUUUUAUUUAACAUUUGUUCAUUUAUUCAUCUUAACAAUAAAAUUAAUUUACCAUCAAAUGAAGAUAUUCAAUAUUCAUUUAAAGAUUUUAAUUAUAAUCAAAUUAUUUCUUGUGUUAAUUAUUUUCGAGAGACGCAAUGCGGUGAAUGUCAUAUCUAUUCAUAUCCAUAUACACUGAGACAUUAUUAUUAUAUAAGAAAUAAUUUUCCAGGUGGAUUAUUUAAAUGUGUUCGUCAAGUAUCAUUAUAUGAUGAACAUCCUUUUGAACAUGAAUUUUUUCUUCGUAUUCAAAAAUCAUUUCCAUUGAUGGAAAAAUUAACUUUAUAUAAUAAGAAACGACAAAAUAAUAAACAAUAUAGAAAAUCAAAAGAGAAUAUCGAACAUCUAUCGAUCGUUGAAUAUCCUUAUCUUACCAACCUUACUUUAUAUAAUACUCAUUAUGAUUAUAUUGAAGAAUUUCUACUUGAUACCAAAACAUGUUUAACAAAUGGUGUUUAUCUCUCUCUUAAUUAUAAAUCUUUAAAAAAAGUUACACGCAAUUUUAAAAGAAAUGCAACACGAAUUAAUUCUAAUAAAGUCAAUCGUUUACAUAUUUCUGGUGAAUUCAAAAUAACUGAACAUUUGAAAAAUUAUUUUUCUCAUGCAAUAAUAUCUAAUAAUUAUUAUGGAUUUAUUUGA